Merops nubicus (carmine bee-eater) is the source of this 1014-nucleotide messenger RNA. RefSeq names its product F-box protein 4 (gene FBXO4). Gene Ontology annotation, cellular component: SCF ubiquitin ligase complex. The transcript has 7 exons. The record is from RefSeq and is a predicted model, not a curated record. Gene Ontology annotation, biological process: SCF-dependent proteasomal ubiquitin-dependent protein catabolic process; protein polyubiquitination. Gene Ontology annotation, molecular function: protein binding. NCBI's taxonomy places the organism in Eukaryota, Metazoa, Chordata, Aves, Coraciiformes, Meropidae. The annotation marks the transcript as partial.
GACGCGAGGGAGGAAAGCGCCCUGCAGGCGCUGCCGAUCGGCGUGCAGCUGCACAUCAUGUCCUUCCUUUCGCCCCAAGAUUUGUGCCACUUGGGAAGCACGAGUUGUUACUGGAGGGCGGCUGUGCAAGAUCCGUUGGGGUGGAGGGAUUUUCUCCUGAGGGAUCUCCCCUCUUGGACAUCCGUUGAUUGGAAAUCACUCCCAGAUGUGGAGGUUUUUAAUAAAGCCUUUUCAGAUGCCAGCGAUAACGCACUGUAUGAUUACAUGGCAGUGUACAAGAAAAGCUGUCCUCAGAGCAGAAGAAGUUUGAAAUCAAGCCGUCCCCGGUAUGAGGCUGUGGCUUCCUUCCUGCAGUCGCUGGUCACUCAGGCAGAACCUCGCUUUGCUAUGUUUGGGCCAGGUUUGGAAGAGCUGGAUGACUCUCUAGUGCAAAAGAUGAUGACAUGUCCAGAAAUUCUGCUAGUAGCUGGCCUACCUCAAAGACAAAUUCAUGGAAUUGGAUCAGGAGUCAGUUUUCAGUUUAAUAACAAUCAAAAAUUCAAUAUUCUGACACUGUAUUCAACCACCAGUGUGGAAAGGAGGAAAGCGAGGGCAGAGCAAGCUGUUGCUGUGAAUAAGAUGUUCUACCAGGAGAACAGCAUAGUAGGGAAUCAGCAAGCCGUGCACUACAGUGUAAUAGAUCAAGUGAAAAAAGUGUGCCAAGUAGUUGAUGGAUUCAUUUAUGUUGCUAAUGCAGAAGCUCAUAAAAAGCAUGAUCGUCAAGAGGAACUGGCUCGUAUUUUGGCAAUGAUUGACCCAGCCCUUGGGCCUGCAAACAGACCUCUGCUAGUUUUGUCUUGUGUCUCUCACACUGGUAUGGAAAGAAUUCCAUGUGUUUACAUGGCACAUCAGUUGCAACUAAAUCUGCUACGUCAGCCCUGGAUGGUGCAAGACACUGUAGCUGCAACUUUAGCUGGAUUACUAAAUGGAAUUGAGUGGCUCCUGGAAGAAGCAAAUUGUAAAACUACACAGUAA